Molecule: messenger RNA, 1326 nt
Organism: Chanos chanos (milkfish)
Lineage: Eukaryota; Metazoa; Chordata; Actinopteri; Gonorynchiformes; Chanidae
Gene: nup42
Product: nucleoporin 42
Exons: 7
Coding region: 19-1311 (430 amino acids)
Molecular function (GO): metal ion binding
Source: RefSeq, a predicted model, not a curated record
ACCUUUUUUGUUUCUAAAAUGACUAUAUGCAGUUUCUUUCUACAAGGUCGGUGUCGGUACGGAGAGAAAUGUUGGAAUGAACAUCCAAGAGGUGGAAGAGGAGGUGGAGGUGGAGGUGGAAGUGGAGGCGGAGGCGGAGGUGGAGGUGGAUAUGGAGACUACAACCGAAGUGGUGGAGGGUUUGGCAACCGGGUAUGGGUGAAUCCAUCCCAACGGUCUGGAAACUACGUCCAGCCCUCGUCUUUCCCUCGUGGAGGGAAUGACUGGAACCGAGGCAACAGCAGCACAGAUAAAAGCUCAAACUUCAGUUUCACCACCCAGAACAGAUUUGCUACCUUAAACACCCAGAAUACCUUUGAUAGAGGUGAUCAAGGACGAGGAGAUGAAAACGACAGACUCUUGGAAACCAUUCAAAAAGACAUGGAGAUUUGGGAGGGAUCAGGCCAGUGGCCCUUUUCCUGUUACUCUGUCCUCAAAGGCCCAAUCUCAGGAUUCAUGGAACUCUCUCCUGAGGAACUUAGACUGGAAUAUUAUACUGGUAGAGCAUCUGGAGAUCUGCAGAACUAUGCUAAUUCAGUUCAACAGUUGGCCAAUCAAUGGAGGAAUCGAGUUCAGGAGCUAAAAGCAAUGAAUCCUUCCAUGAGAACUGCCCUGAUUUCAGAGUUGAACAAUCCACCAUCAUCCCAAAUUCAAUCCCAGACGCCAUCUGUUGGGUUUGGGGCACCAAACUCUGGGUUUCCCUCAUCAACCCCUGGAUUGACAUCAUCAUCAUCUGGAUUUGAAACAGGAGGGUUUGGCCCCGUGAGUCAAAGCUCUGCUAGCUUCAGUUUUGCUUCACCCAACCCUGGCUUUGGAAACACUGGGACCCAGCCAUCCGCUCCCUCUGGCUUUGGCAACACCACUGCUGGAAGUGGACAAGCGUCAUCAGGCUUUGGUUCUACAGCUCCUUCAUCUGCUCCCUCAGCUUCAUCUUUCUCCUUUGCUAGUCCAUCAGUGAGUAAAGAAAGCACCAGUGUCUUUGGAUCUGCUGCAGCAUUCAGUUUCUCUUCCUCCACCACUGGAAGCUUUGGCAGUGGUUUUGCCCCAGCUAACCCAUCCAUGGGUACUACCUUUGGUCUGCCCAGCAGUAGUGGGGCUUUCGGGGGCACUGUGCCUGGGGCAGUCACAGGCGUGGCUGCAGGCUCAGCUGAGAGCCUCUUUACUGCAAAGACUGAACUCACCCCUGAUGAACUGAGGGAGUUUUCAGCAAAGAGGUUUACUCUGGGACAGAUCCCUCUUAGACCUCCACCAGCUGAUCUGUUGGUGGUGUGAUGUAAAUUCUGUAUA